AAAAGAAGGGGGAGGCUAAAUUGGGACUACGUGGGUUGACUUUGCUAGACUUUUCUACAUCUUCCUGCUGCUACUAGCUCUGGCUGUUCCUCUUGUGAAACUGAGGAUGAACUUGAAACCUGCCUGGCUGCUGCUUCUGUUCAUCUCUACAGCGGUGUGGUCCGUUCCCAUCGACCGAAAUGACGCCGAGCAGGACCAGAAGCAGGAAGCACAGGAGGAGAACAUGGACACGGGUCUGUACUACGACCGGUAUCUCAGGGAGGUGAUUGAGGUUUUGGAGACUGACCCGCACUUCAGAGAGAAACUGCAGACAGCAAACACCGAGGACAUCAAGAAUGGGCGUCUCAGUAAGGAGCUGGACCUGGUUGGCCAUCAUGUCCGGACCCGGCUGGACGAGCUGAAGCGGCAGGAAGUUUCUCGCCUCAGAAUGCUGCUGAAGGCCAAACUGGACAGCGCCAACACACAGAGUCUGCAGAUGGAUCACGCCUCGUUGCUGAAGCAGUUUGAACACCUGGACCCACACAACCAAAACACCUUUGAGGCCAAAGACCUGGAGCUGCUCAUCUCCACCGCCACUAAGGACUUGGAGAACUACGACGCGGAGAGGCACGAGGAGUUCAAGCGCUACGAGAUGCUGAAGGAGCACGAGAGGCGGGAGUACCUGAAGGGCCUGGAACAGGAGAAGAGGGAGAAGGAGGAGAAACGACUGCAGGAGCUGAAGGAGAAACACCGGCAGCAUCCUAAAGUCAACGCUCCGGGCAGCGUUGCUCAGUUACGGGAGGUUUGGGAGGAAACGGAUGGACUGGAUCCUAAAGAGUUCAACCCCAAAACUUUCUUCAAACUACAUGACACAAAUGAAGACGGGGUUUUAGAUGAGCAGGAGUUAGAGGCUCUUUUCACCAAAGAGCUGGAGAAAGUCUACGACCCAAAGAACGAGGAAGACGACAUGAUGGAGAUGGAGGAAGAGAGGCUGAGGAUGAGGGAGCAUGUCAUAAAAAAUGUGGAUUUAAAUAAAGAUCGACUCGUCAGCCUGGAGGAGUUCCUCAAAUCCACGGAGAAGAAGGAGUUCAGUAAUCCCAAAGAGUGGGAGACACUGGACGCUAAACCGCUGUACACCGAGGAAGAGCUGCAGCGAUUCGAAGCCGAGCUGAGGGACAAGGAGGAGGAGCUAAAGAGGAAAGCGGAGACUCUUCGUCAAGAGCAGGAGCUGCUGAAGGAAAGAGGCAAAGCCCUGGAGGCACAGAAAAGAGAGUAUCAACAGGCUGUUUUAGAAAUGUCCCAGAGACAGAAAGAGCAGCAGAAAGCCGGCAACGGGCAGCUGCCUGCUGGUCCGAAUGGACAGCUGCAGUUUCAACCACAAACACACAAACCUGAAGCAGAGAUCAAGGCUCCUGCGGAAGCCCAAAACAACCUGCCUGCAGAACCUCCUCAAAAUCUCCCCAUGCACACUUAGAACAGCGCCCGCAGUCAGCCUCACGGCACAUACACACACCUACAGGCACAUGUGUUUGAGUGAAUUUGGAAAUAAAUAAGAUACAUGUUUAUAAAUUGAGGCAACCCAUAACAUGUCGUGCUGUGUGUUCAUCUCUGUGGUCUAUAUUAGAUUAAGGAUUUAAAACACACCAGAUUUUAGUGCAUGUACGUUCAGGUUUCUUCAGUUUCUGUGAAGUUUUUAUUUCAUGCAAUGUUGUCUGUGUGAUAUCAGAAAUAAAUCUUUAAUUUUCAAAUCUCCAAA
Xiphophorus couchianus (Monterrey platyfish) is the source of this 1735-nucleotide messenger RNA. RefSeq names its product nucleobindin 1 (gene nucb1). The record is from RefSeq and is a predicted model, not a curated record. Bases 107 to 1453 code for a protein of 448 amino acids. The transcript is spliced from 13 exons. Gene Ontology annotation, molecular function: calcium ion binding. Lineage: Eukaryota; Metazoa; Chordata; Actinopteri; Cyprinodontiformes; Poeciliidae. Gene Ontology annotation, cellular component: extracellular exosome; endoplasmic reticulum-Golgi intermediate compartment.